This is a messenger RNA of Mya arenaria, 2041 nucleotides long. Its product is annotated as heat shock 70 kDa protein 12B-like. The record is from RefSeq and is a predicted model, not a curated record. Gene Ontology annotation, molecular function: ATP binding; ATP-dependent protein folding chaperone. The transcript has 5 exons. Lineage: Eukaryota; Metazoa; Mollusca; Bivalvia; Myida; Myidae. The coding region runs from base 1 to 1887 and encodes 628 amino acids.
AUGAGGGAAGAGAGGGACGCAGGCAAACAGGCGAUAAAGUACAAAUUUAAAAUCCUAGAGAACGUGCAACUACCCUUUACCACAAAGAAGGGAGGCGGAGCCUACACAAUCACUCUAACUGUCAACAUGAACUGUCUUUCCUGUUUUAGAGUAGCGUGUCCAACCAUGGGAGGAAAUGCUCAAAGUAAGACCAUGCUGGUUGCCGCUUUUGACUUCGGAACCACGUACAGCGGUUAUGCUUUCUCUUUCAAAGAUGACCCUAACAAUAUUCAGACAAACCAGAACUGGUACGCAGGGGGUGUGGCUUCAAGGCUGGUUUCACUGAAAACACCUACAUCUGUCCUUCUUAACCCAAAAGGAGAGUUUGACAAGUUUGGAUUCGAGGCCGAAGACACGUACGCAAACCUUGCUGAAGAUGAUAAGCACCACGGCUGGAGACUAUUUCGGAAGUUUAAGAUGGUUCUGCAUAGUAAUGAGCACUUGACGAAAGACGUUACGGUAGAGGACUUUUGUGGAAAUCAAAUGACGGCUUUCCCGUUGUUUGUCAUGUCGAUCAAAUACCUGAGAGAACAUCUACUACAGGCGGUAACUACACAAAUGAUAGGAAUCGAAGAAACGGAUAUACUGUACGUGUUGACGGUUCCUGCUAUAUGGGAUGAAACUGCCAUAAGAUUUAUGAGGGACGCAGCUGUAGCAGCUGGGAUAUACCCAAACCGCCUAAAACUGGCCUUGGAGCCAGAGUGUGCCUCGAUCUGGUGCGAGACGCUAGGUAUGGACGUUAAGGGUGCUGUUACGAUUCAAGGAUCAAAGUACAUGGUCGUCGAUCUUGGAGGAGGCACCGCAGAUAUAUCUGUUCAUGAGAGAAAACCAGAUGGAACCCUGAAAGAGAUCCACAAAGCCAGUGGAGGUCCAUGGGGAGGCAUUUAUGUGGAUAAAAAAUACAUGGAAAUGAUAAAUAAACUUUUUGGAGAAAACGCUCUCACUGACCUCCGAAAGACUGAUAUGAAUGAUUAUUUCGACAUCACUAGGGAAUUCGAAUAUAAAAAACGGUCAUUUGAUACUGUCAAAACAAAGCAAUUUUUUUUACGUAUUUCUGCCUCUUUGAGAGAUCUUGUGGAAAAGUAUUAUUCCAAAUCUUUAGAGGAACGAAUUACGUCCUUAAACGUGCGGGGAAAUUCCAUCACCACGAGAGGCAAAGACAAGCUGAAGAUUGAUACAACAGUUGUCCAAUCAUGGUUUAAAAGACCAAUCGAUCUGCUGAUACAACAUCUGCAGUCUCUUUUAGCUGAACCAAAGAUGGAAAGCGUGCGAUCCGUUAUUCUAGUGGGCGGUUUCGGUGAAAGCCAGUACGCUCAGGGGAGAAUCAGGAAUGAAUUAGCCGGCGUGAGACUGAUCGUCCCUCCAGACGCGGGCCUCGUCGUGUUGAAAGGUGCCGUGAGGUUUGGACAUAACCCCGCCAUUGUCUCUUCAAGGAUCAUGAAACACACGUAUGGGACAAAAAUUAAUCAGCGGUUUGAUGACAAGAAGUACCCAGAUGAGAAGAAGGUUUGGAUAGAUGGAGAGUGGUGGAUGCCUGAAUGUUUCGAUGUGUACGUGCGGGUGAACGAGGAGGUGCGUGUGGAUCAACAGGUGACUAAAAUGAUUUUUCCUUUCAAAGCAUUUGUUCUCACAUCUGUGUACAGAACGACAAAGGAGAACCCCGAGUACACAAUAGACCCCGCUUGUGAACUGUUAGGGACUAUUCAACUUGAAAAUAGCGCCGAUAUUCCAUAUCGGCUGCAGAAAAUAGAAACAACGUUUAUGUUCGGCGAUACAGAACUUUUCGUCAAACAGAAGAACACGACAUCUGGAAAAGAAGCAUACAUGAUCUUUGAUUGCUUUAAGUGAAACGUUUUAAUGUAUUUGACAUGACUUGUAUAACCUUCUCACAAACUUUAUAGUGAGUUUAUAUAUUUUGCAAUCUAUUUGAAUAUCUUUCAAGUCUGUGUGUGCACAUAUUACUUACUACUACUACUACUACUACUACUACUACUACUACUAC